AUGAUAUUGAGCAAAAGAUUUUUACCUAUGGUUCAUGUAUUACAGAUCAAUCCGACUACACUAAUACAAUAUACGAAUAGGAGGCACAUGGGAAGAAGCACUACGCCGAGAAAUCAACAACACGAAAACUUUCUUCAAAACGAUUCCUUUUCUUUCUUUUUCUUCUUUGGGAUUGGGACUAAUUAA
Thlaspi arvense is the source of this 186-nucleotide messenger RNA. The record is from the annotation of a GenBank genome assembly. Lineage: Eukaryota; Viridiplantae; Streptophyta; Magnoliopsida; Brassicales; Brassicaceae.